CAGAUUAAAAGGUUUAAUUUGAAUGGUUCAAUAUGUCUCUGUCUAGAAUAUAUGGUUUUACACUUUGGUUUGUUUUGUUAUAGAAUGCCUAAUGCCAUCUGUUAAUUUCAAAUGGAUCCAGACUUGCAGGAGGCCUUCAGUGAUGUUGAGAACUCCGUAUACAGAACAGCCCUAAAACUACGCUCAGUACAAAGUCUUUGCCAGUUGGAUUUAAUUGACGUUUCUCUGAUUCAGCACAUCCUAUCAAGUGAACAAAGCCAGAGGGAAGAGCAGAUUUCUCUGAGCAUGCAGCAAAUCUCUAGAAUGCUGAGGAAGCUGUUCCAAAGGGCAAGGUCAGAAAAACCAGGCCAGGUAGAUGCAAGAGCUGCUGAAUUCACAUUGGGCCUGCUGAUUGCCAUGUAUGACAGAUCUGGAACAGGGUAUGUCAAAACUAGAUCUGCUGCAGCUGCCCUAAUUUCCCUUUCAGGAGAUACUCUACUGGCUAAAUACAGAGCUUUUUUCCAGUUUUAUGCUGUCCCUGAUGGGAAGGAGAUUACCCGUAGUGCCCUGAGAAGCCUUCUAACAGACUUAAAUCAGAUCCCAGCCAUUGUGGGAGAAGGCUGCACUCUGUCUUGUGUGGAAAUUGCGAUUCAUGACUGUUUCCAUGGGGUUCUGAAUGCAGCUAUUGUUGAAGAAAAAUUCCUGUCUUGGCUGAGAUCAGAGCCUGCAGUUCUCCUGUGGCUCCCUACAUGUUACAGAUUAUCAGCCACGGAAAGGGUUUCUCACCAAGCUAGAUGCAGAGUCUGCAAAGUUUUCCCCAUUACAGGCAUCAGGUAUCGCUGUUUAAAGUGCCUCAAUUUUGACCUUUGCCAAGCCUGCUUUUUCACUGGCCGUCUCUGCAAACCACAUAAGAGAUCACAUCCUGUUGUGGAACACCAUGUGCAGAUGUCAGCAAAGGUGAAUGCAAAGCACUUUCUCCACACCAUCAGGAACAACCUGUGCCAAGAGCGCUGCAGAAGAAAAGAGGCUCAGAGAAGGACAGCUCUGGAGUCAGUGGAGAAGAGGCACUUCCCUGCUCACAAAAAGACUUACCCUCCUGUGGAAUUCAGUGCUUCAUCACUAUCUGGUCCUGAAAAUGUGUCUUUCCCAGUGAACAAUUGUGUCCCAGAGUCACCCAGGUUCAUACCUGAAAGCAGGACUGUAAUGCAGAAGAGUGAGAAUAACAAGAGGAUGCCAGAGCAAGGCAAGACAAUAGCUCAGACAAUAGCCUCUUUUGAAGCAGAUGUGUUAAAAAUGCAGGAAUCCAUUAAAAUCAUUCACAGUGACAGCAGGUACAUGAAGAGGCAGAUCAACAAAUGGGAGGACAAAAUGCAAUUUCUUCAUAACUGCCAGGAAGAAAAAAGCUGCAAAAUAGAGGCAAAACUGCAAAGACUGAGAGUAAGCCAUGAAAACCUGCAAAUGAUGCUGCAGCACAUGAAGGAAGAAGUAAAGACCAUGUUGCAGUCAUCAGAGCAUCCUUUUUCACAGUGUCAUAAUACAAUGCCAAGAAAUCCACAUGUUCUGCUGGAAAGGAGAAUGCAGAGUGAAUUAAAUCCUGCCCAAAUAAGGCCUAUUUCCAGAACAUGUGCAGAAUGGAAAUCUUUGAAUCCCCCAAACUCUGUAAAUAGAAUGCAGCUUUUACAGACACCUGAGAUUCCCACUGCAGUGGACUUCAUGUUCUCAGAUGACCCGCUGGAGUCAGUGUCCCUGCAGAGUGACAAACCCUUUAUGGGACAGCAUAAACAAGCCAAAGAGAAACAAACAUAUCUUCCUAAACUGACAGAAAACUCUCUUGGUGGAAUGGAGAAUAAAGUUCUUAUUCCCACUGCAAUGCAGAUACCACCUGAUGAGAAGGAAGUGAGAGAGGAGUUGGAACUGCUAAUGAUGAAACUGAAGGAUACAUUGUCUCUCCAAACCCAACCAGCCCAACAAAGUGCUUCAGACCAGGAGUUCUUCUCUACAGCUGAGCAUGUUUGCAGGUCCUUUUCUGACCUCAUCAACCAAGUAAUUUCACCAGCUUGUAAAUGAUGGAAACUACCAUUCUCCUUACAACUUCACUGAACUAAUUGAGGUAAUUGAUGCCAUGUCUCUUGAAAGAGACUCUUUAAAAUAUCUCAGAUGUUGCCUGUAAUAACACAGCAUGACAGGUUUCUGCAUUUACUGUCUUCACCUGGAACAUUUUGGAGAGCUAUAUUCCUUUUCUGUUGGUGAUUUCCAGCUCCCGUGCUCUGACUUCCUCAGCAGUGCAAACGAUUGCCCAUUUCUCUCUCUUUAGCUGUUGAUAUCCCAUGGUCGAGUUACUUCCUUGGAAUGGUGCUCUAUUUCUUGUUGAUGCCAGCAACAAGGAAAGCAUUUUUUCCCUGUAAUGUACAGAAGGAUUUUAAAGACCUGAGAAAUUGGAUUUAUUCAGUACCACUUCAGAGAGAAAAAAAAAAUGCAGUCAAUUAUUUACUAUCAUUCUUUGGCAGGAGGUGCAUAAAAAUAGUUAAUAACUAUAUUCGUAUAUGCUCAAAGCCAGUUAUUGCUCAAGAAAAUUUACAUACUUUUAAGGAUUUUAAUUAUGUCACUGAAAUGAUACCAGCUUUCCAAGAAAGAAAAUAGUCGAGUUUUAACAAGAUUUUUUUCUGUGAUAACAAAGAAAAUAAAUUUCAUUCGGGUGAAAACAAAACAUCUUUGGAAGUUCUGGGAGAAAAGUUAGGUAAAUUUUCUGAAGCUUUGUUUCAUAUCUAAUCAAACAGAGUUUAGGCUGAUGUGAUUGAAAAGGCUAAUGAAAAGCAUAGGGCUUAAGAAAAGCUGCUUAGCAGAACUCCACAGAGAUUUUCUCCAUAGAUUUUCCUUGUGUUGUAUUUUUCAGAAUGAGUUAUAAUCAUCAGGAUAAAGGGACUGUCUGACUCAUUAGAGAGACUAGAAAUCUUAUUUUCUGUUGGUAGCACCUCAGCCAUCUUCUUGAAAGACCUUACACUGUGGUAGUGAGAUGAAUGAACUUUCCUCAUUCUUUCUGCUAGUUUUGGUCAAAGGAGAGCUGAAUUACAUGUACUGCAAACACUUGAGAAUUUACAGCAAAAAAGAAUGGUAUGCUACUGGAAGGUAACAAGCGGUUUGUCCGUAGCAAAGGAAGUGUAAAGAGGGUGAAAAAUUAAAAAAAUAGAUAUUCCUGAACUACCAUAAAUUGUUUUCUCAUGUCAUUAUGUAAAGACUUAAAGAAUUGUUUUCCAUGCUAAGGAGCAGUUGUUUAGCUCACAGAUCCCUGUAAGAUGAAGGGGACAAAAUCACAAGGUCUUUAUUUUGUUGUUAUUCAGUUCAGCUGACAGUGAAGGAAUUUCAGUAAGACAUGUCCAUCCCAUCCUUCUUCUGACACACUCUCACUGAGAAACAGUGAGCCAGGAACAGCAUCUGUAAAAACAAUCCUAGCUCAUGCAAAGAACUGCCAUGAAUUUGAUAAGGAAAAGUGGUAGGAGGCAAUAUCCUGUCUUUAAACACAGUGACAUUUUUUAAUGUUCCUGUAUAGCAGAUCUACUUCCAUCUCAAACUGAGAGCCCUUGGUUUUUUUUAAUAUAGAGACUCUUUUAUCA
Messenger RNA from Motacilla alba alba, 3590 nucleotides. It is a transcript of the gene DYTN, whose product is annotated as dystrotelin. Gene Ontology annotation, cellular component: plasma membrane. The record is from RefSeq and is a predicted model, not a curated record. Gene Ontology annotation, molecular function: zinc ion binding. The coding region runs from base 112 to 2046 and encodes 644 amino acids. Lineage: Eukaryota; Metazoa; Chordata; Aves; Passeriformes; Motacillidae. Gene Ontology annotation, biological process: synaptic signaling. The transcript is spliced from 14 exons.